Messenger RNA from Alternaria burnsii, 1437 nucleotides. RefSeq lists its product as uncharacterized. The record is from RefSeq and is a predicted model, not a curated record. Lineage: Eukaryota; Fungi; Ascomycota; Dothideomycetes; Pleosporales; Pleosporaceae. The transcript is spliced from 5 exons. The coding region runs from base 1 to 1437 and encodes 478 amino acids.
AUGAGCACCAGCACUGCUCUUUUACCAGAUCCAAAACAACAUCCAGACAAUGCCAACUUACCAAAUGUCAACGAACCUGAGACAAUCCUUGGUCUCACAAUUGCUUUCCUGUCAGUCGCCAUCUUUACAUUGAGCUUGCGGUUAUGGUUCCGUAUCAAGGACCGUCUUUGGGGCUGGGAUGACUUGUUCGUGGUCCUCGCCGCCGCUGCGAGCUUUGUCGGAGACAUCAUGGUUUGCAUGAUGCCAGACGAUGGUCUUGGUCUGCACUUGUGGACACUUGAUGCUGAGCAUCUUACGUCGUAUUUCAAGCACAUAUACUCGACAAAUGCCGCCUACACUGCGAGUACAGCACUAAUCAAGCUUUCUAUCCUCAUACAGUAUCUUCGUCUCUUUGCCGAAGCCGCGCCUUCAGCGACUCAUGCUCAGUAUCGCCUUGCACGAUGCGUUACCUGGGUCAUGAUUGUCAUAUGCUCAUUGUGGGGACUGACUUUCUUCUUUCUCGCACUUUUCCCCUGCAAUCCCAUCGCCAAAAACUGGAAUCCAACAUUGGAUGGCACAUGCAUCGGGUGGGGCAGCAAGAACCCUCAAGACUUUUUUCAUAUGUUCUUGGGACAUGCUGUCAGUAACUGCUUGCUGGAUAUUCUGGUCCUUCUUCUACCUGUUCCUUUCGUAACCACAUUGAGGAUUGCGGGUAAAAGUCGAGCAGGCUUGGUCGGUCUAUUCAGCUUAGGCUGUGUCGUGGUCAUCGUGGCUAUCGGCCGCAUGAUCGCCAUGUCUGUCAACAAAGCGGGUACCGAACCCGUUCUUGACAUGUCUUUCCAUACCCCCAUAGUGUACAUCUUCGCCGUCCUCGAAGUCAACUUCGCCAUCAUCACGGCUUCCAUACCCAUCUUCUGGCCUGCCAUAGCAACAUUGGCAUCCAACAAAAUUUUCGUCGUCAACGAAGUGCAGAUACAUGUUGAACAUGUUACAAGAAACGACAGCUUCGACUCCAAUGCCGGUGGCAUUAGCCUUAGUGACAGAAAGAUAACAUCAUCUGGAGGGGAUAGUAAGAUGGGUGUCAUCACAACGAUAUCUGAUCAAAUGCCACGGAAGUCGGGGGAAAAGUCAUCCCCUAUAAACCAUUAUCAUAAAUCGAGCAAUGCUUCCUCUAUUGGUCCGACUCUUGGGGGCUUUGGAGGUCGGAAAGCAAGCACUGCCUCAUCUGUAGGCCGAACAAUGGGCAUGGAUCUCGCCGGCCGCCCCAGUCAAGAUUCACUACGACACCUAUACCGUAUUCCCAGCAACGAGAACCGGAGUUCAAAAAGCCUGACGCAGAGCGAGGGCGACGACUGGUUCAUGGAGAUGGACAGGGCGAAUUCACGAGGACAGGUGACGACCACGGUCCAAAAAACAUCGGUUCCGUUUGACCACAUCAAGACGUAUGACAACAAGUAA